CGGGGCUCCGAUUAUCCUUGCGGGUCAUUUGAACCUAUCAGAUUUUUCUAGUAACACAGACCACUGUGCGAUGUCUCUGGAAUUCCUCACUGUUCAUCCGCACUGUUAUAGAUAUCUCUGGAGCUUCCCAUUGUUCACAAUCAUUUCAGCUGCAUCUAAUUUCUCUGAAUAAAUAUCGCGUCAAUUUAGCAGCGUCUAAUUUCAAGCAAGCGUAUUAAUCGGCGCGAUCCUCGGCGACGGUGAGCUAAAGCGGAGCUUCUUCCAUGGCGGAGACAUCGGAAAAGCAAGUGAUGGUGGUGGCGAUCGACGAGAGCGAGCACAGCUCCUACGCUCUCAAAUGGACUCUGGAUCAUUUCUUCAAGCCUGUACCCAAUCCUCUGUUUAAGCUUGUUCUUGUUCAUGCCAAACCUUAUGCGACCUCCAAACUCGGCAUCACUGGGCCCGGAAUGGCUGAAGUUUUGCCCAUUGUUGAUUCGGAUUUGAAAAGGACGGCCGCCAGAGUUGUUGAAAAAGCUAAAGAGAUUUGCCGCAAGAAAUCGCAGGUAACUGAUGUAGAAGUGGCAGUAAUAGAAGGUGACCCAAGAAAUGUGAUUUGCGAAGCCGUGGACAAACAUCAUGCUUCCAUAUUGGUUGUUGGAAGUCAUGGUUAUGGAGCUAUAAAAAGGGCGGUGUUAGGAAGUGUAAGUGACUAUUGUGCUCAUCACGCUCACUGUACUGUGAUGAUCGUGAAGAAGCCUAAAAACAAACACUGAUAAUCUUUCUUUGCCUGCCUUUAAAUGCUUCUCAUUUGUACAUAUAAAGUGACAAUACUUUUCGCAAAAAACGAAUCCAAUGUAACGCAUGUUAGUAUGUUACAUUCUA
Prosopis cineraria is the source of this 861-nucleotide messenger RNA. RefSeq names its product universal stress protein PHOS32-like. Bases 264 to 752 code for a protein of 162 amino acids. The transcript is spliced from 4 exons. NCBI's taxonomy places the organism in Eukaryota, Viridiplantae, Streptophyta, Magnoliopsida, Fabales, Fabaceae. The record is from RefSeq and is a predicted model, not a curated record.